Vicia villosa (hairy vetch) is the source of this 625-nucleotide messenger RNA. RefSeq names its product cytochrome c oxidase subunit 6a, mitochondrial-like. Gene Ontology annotation, cellular component: mitochondrial inner membrane. The transcript has 4 exons. The record is from RefSeq and is a predicted model, not a curated record. Bases 68 to 373 code for a protein of 101 amino acids. Gene Ontology annotation, biological process: mitochondrial electron transport, cytochrome c to oxygen. Gene Ontology annotation, molecular function: enzyme regulator activity. NCBI's taxonomy places the organism in Eukaryota, Viridiplantae, Streptophyta, Magnoliopsida, Fabales, Fabaceae.
UCCAUUUUCUCAAAAAAAACUUGUUGAAAUUGAGAAAACAAAAAGCUAAACAUUUCGAGAAGAGAAAAUGGCGACAACUUUGGCGAGAUCUGGUUUUCUUCGCAACGUCGUGCGACGAGGAAGCUCCGGCAUCUCUCCCGCUCCCAAGCGAAACUUCUCUUCCUCUGCUCACGAUGAUGCUUAUGAAACCGCUAAAUGGGAGAAAAUCACAUAUCUAGGCAUUGCUUCAUGCACCGCUUUAGCCGUAUAUAUUCUCUCAAAGGGUCACCACCACUACGAUGCACCUCCAGCAUACCCAUAUUUGCAUAUCCGCAAUAAGGAAUUCCCAUGGGGUCCUGAUGGGCUAUUUGAAAUCAAGGAAGAGCACCACUAGGAGUAUUGGUGGUUUCAAGAAGGUUGUAUUUGGGCACUGGUGUCUGUAGCCCCAGAAAACAGUGUUUCGUAUUGUUUAUUGAAUUGUGAUCUAGAACUUCGCAUAUGGCAUGAUAUUUUUCAUGUUUGUCUUCUUUUUCAUGGUUGAAGCAAAAUAAAAUUGCCCAACAAUAUGGUGUUUUCAUUUCUUGUCUAGUUGUUUCAAUGUUGACAGAAAAUUAUUGAAUAUAGCAAGAAAAACUAAGUUAGGAAA